Molecule: messenger RNA, 462 nt
Organism: Parnassius mnemosyne (clouded apollo)
Lineage: Eukaryota; Metazoa; Arthropoda; Insecta; Lepidoptera; Papilionidae
Source: the annotation of a GenBank genome assembly
AUGGAAGUGGACUCGGGAUCGGCCAUUUCAGUUAUGUCCGAACAAUUUUUUUUGCAAUACUUUCCUACCGUAACAUUGAAUUAUAAAUGUAAUAUCCGAAUAUGUGUUUAUAACGGCCAUAAAAUUACGCCUUUAGGUUAUUUCUGUACAAAGGUAAAAUAUAACGGUUUCAUGAAGCAAUUAAAUUUCUUUGUUAUAAAAAAUGGUGGGCCACCACUUUUAGGGCGUGAUUUUAUGUCUCAAUUUAAAAUUAAGUUGACAUCAGUUAAUAAUAAUAACAUUUUAGUGGACAGCUAUGAAAGUGAAGUUCAAAAUUUAUUAAAUACGUACGCGGACUUGUGGAGUAAAGAACUUGGGGCAUUUAAUAAAUUUAAAAUCACCUUGCACCUUAAAGAUAACGCGGUACCAAAAUUUUUUAAGCCACGAACUGUGCCUUUUGCUCUGAAAGACAAAGUAAAUUAA